Saprolegnia diclina VS20 is the source of this 1082-nucleotide messenger RNA. Its product is annotated as CAMK/CAMKL protein kinase. The coding region runs from base 94 to 984 and encodes 296 amino acids. Lineage: Eukaryota; Oomycota; Saprolegniomycetes; Saprolegniales; Saprolegniaceae. The record is from RefSeq and is a predicted model, not a curated record. Gene Ontology annotation, molecular function: ATP binding; protein kinase activity. Gene Ontology annotation, biological process: protein phosphorylation. The transcript has a single exon.
AUCCAUACACUGUAUUCUCCGCCACCAUCAAUUAUUCUGGUGUUGGAUCCAGUAUUUCAGUUUUCAAUUUCACUUGUCGAGCACAUUUCAACGAUGAGUUCGAUGGACCGCUUCAUUGUUCAGCGCGAGAUCGCGUCGGUCGCGUCCGGCAAGGUGCUUCUCUGCACCGACAAGAUGACGCAGAAGGACGUCGUUGUCAAGCGCAUUCGCCACACGUCGGGCCCCGAGAAGGCGAUUCACCGCCACUUGAGCAAGCUCGGCGGCCACGAGCAUGUGCUCCAGCUCCUCGGCGACUUUACCGAGGCUGGCUACGACCACUUUGUGCUCGAACACUGCCCGAAGGGCGAGCUCUUUGACCUUGUCUCGCGCGCUUCGCGUCUCGAAGCGCCGAUCGCGCUCCACUACUUUGAGCAAAUCGUCGCCGGCGUCGCGUUCAUCCACCGUCGCGGCUACGCGCACAUGGACCUCUCGCUCGAGAACGUGCUUGUCGACGCGCAGGGCGCCAUGAAGGUCAUCGACUUUGGCCUCGCGGUCGCCAUCGACCGCCCGCAGCGCAACGCGGUCGGCAAGUACUUUUACAUGGCGCCGGAAAUGUUCACGGGCGCCACCUACGACGCCGCAGCGGCCGACAUCUGGUCGCUCGGCAUCAUGCUAUUCAUCAUGCUCACGGGCAACCCGCCGUUCUCGCAGGCUGUGCCCUCGGACGCGGUCUUUGAGUAUGUCGCCAACUAUGGUCUGCGCGCGAUUGCGACAUCGUGGAAGGUCGACCACUUGAUCCCGGCCGCGACCAUGGACCUCCUCGAACAAAUGCUCUCGAUCGACCCGGCGGGCCGCCCGCGCAUCGACGACAUCCUUGCGGCGGUCACGCCCGUCGUCGAGACCAAGCCGCACAAGGCGGAGAAGGCGGCCAAGCACAACCACGUCCGCGCGUUCCUUAAGAACGUCUUUUCGCACUCGUCCAAGAAGGUGGCCGUGUGGCAAUGAGCUGCGCGCCUUUUAGGAUUCUUAUUUAUCGAGCAUUAGUCUUAUUCUAGUUAUUAUCUAUCCAUCGAAUUGUUUUCAAGUACAUGAAUGGUGUUGUC